AAAAGGAUGAAUUAUUAUGAACCAUUAAAAAAGAGUCAAAGGUUUAAUUUGGGAGCAAAAAAAAGAAAGUCAAAAGAGAAUCCAUAUAACUUAAUGAUUUUUUGGACCGACGUAAAAGCAAAUCAAAAUAUAGGAGUAGUAAUUACUAAAGCAUUCAUAUUUGGUAAGUUGAGCUGUUUAUAGCAAAAAGAUUUUUUUUUACCAUAUACACAUACGUUUCCCAAAUCUGCAGAUGAUUGUUAUGUAUAUAUGAGAUUUCCGUUUUUCUCAAUCUUUGUGUGUGAUAAUAUCAUAUUAAUUGAAAAAAAAAAACACCUUUUGGUUUUAUAAACUUUAAUUUAUAAGUAUAUAUGAAGGUUCAAGAAUCAAAGCCUGUAUCCUAAUGCUAUUCCUUAAACCUAGGAAAAACACCACAAAAAGCCGCAAUGAGAUUGUUCUUAAUACUUGUGAUUUUGUGUGGAUUUUACAAUGAAGCCUAUGGGAAAGGUUCUUUAGAUAUUGAUAUAAAAUUGAAGGCUCUUAAUAAGCCAGCGUUGAAGACCAUCAAGAGUACAGAUGGAGAUAUAAUAGAUUGUAUCGAUAUCUACAAACAACAUGCCUUUGAUCAUCCCGCUUUAAGAAACCACAAAAUUCAGAUGAAACCGAGUGUGGAAUUUGGUACAAAGAAGACUACUACUAUACCAAACAACGGUUCUUCUGAACAAAUUACGUCUCAGGUUUGGUCUAAAUCCGGAAACUGUCCAAUGGGGACAAUACCGGUUCGUAGAGUUAGUAGAGAAGACAUAAGCAGAGCCUCUUCACCGUCUGAAUUUGGGAGGAAAACUCCUCACAGAUACAAGUUUCUCGACAACGCACUUCAACACAAGGGUAAUUUCAAUAUAACAGCAGAAAAAAUAAAUCAAGCCCAACCAAGGUUACGAUCGGAGGCAUUUAUUGUGGCCCUAGGGUACAAUUUUGUCGGAGCUCAGUCUGAUAUAAAUAUUUGGAACCCUUCGAGGGUUGAGGCUAGCGACUACAGCACUGCUCAAAUCUGGCUGGUUGGUGGUCUCUCAGAUACUUUUGAGAGCCUAGAAGCUGGUUGGAUGGUGAAUCCGGCCGUUUUCGGAGACUCACGUACACGUCUCUUCAUCUCAUGGACUAGAGAUGCAUACACUAAAACAGGGUGCAUUAAUCUCUUAUGCGCGGGUUUUGUGCAAACAAGUCAAAAAUUUGCCCUUGGUGCAACCAUUGAACCUGUUUCGAGUGCCUCGAGUACGCAAUAUGACAUCACCGUUAGCGUGUUCCUGGAUCCAAACAGUGGGAACUGGUGGUUGACUUGCGCAAACAACGUGAUGGGUUAUUGGCCAGGGACACUCUUCAACUACCUUAAACAUAGCGCAACCGCUGUGCAGUGGGGUGGAGAAGUACAUAGCCCUAACGUAAUACUAAAGAAGCCACACACGACAACCUCAAUGGGGAGUGGACAAUGGGCAUCUUACAUUUGGGCCGAAGCUUGUUACCACACUAACAUUAGGAUCAAGGACUAUUCCAUGCAGAUCAAAUACCCCAAGUAUCUCUCCGAGUACGCUGAUGAGUAUGAAUGUUAUUCUACAAAGCUCCACCGGAAAACGUAUAUGUCAGAGCCCCACUUUUACUUCGGAGGACCUGGCCGGAAUUCUCGUUGUCCUUAAUCUCAUGUUGAUU
Messenger RNA from Arabidopsis lyrata subsp. lyrata, 1683 nucleotides. RefSeq lists its product as uncharacterized. NCBI's taxonomy places the organism in Eukaryota, Viridiplantae, Streptophyta, Magnoliopsida, Brassicales, Brassicaceae. The coding region runs from base 426 to 1670 and encodes 414 amino acids. The record is from RefSeq and is a predicted model, not a curated record. The transcript has 7 exons.